This is a messenger RNA of Maniola jurtina (meadow brown), 2225 nucleotides long. RefSeq names its product RING finger protein unkempt (gene unk). The record is from RefSeq and is a predicted model, not a curated record. Gene Ontology annotation, molecular function: metal ion binding. NCBI's taxonomy places the organism in Eukaryota, Metazoa, Arthropoda, Insecta, Lepidoptera, Nymphalidae. The transcript has 5 exons. Bases 314 to 2089 code for a protein of 591 amino acids.
UGUGAAUGAAACAAAUAGAAAACACUACGUGACACAUCUGUCAUUUAAUGAUUGUUUUGACUUUUUGAACAUUUUUGUUUUUGUGUUUGCCAAUUGCCUGGAAAGUUGGACUAUGAGAUAAGCUUUCUUUUUAAGUUCAAGGUCUUAAAUUCUAAAAUGUGCUGUGAUUUCGAAGCUAUUUUACCAAUUUUAUGACCUCUAUUUACAUUUUUAAUGACAAUAUUUAGUAUCACGUGACCCUAUAUUGAAUUUUAAUUGGCCAUCGGUGAGCGUGCCCUGCGCGACGCGAGAGGCGCAAUAAUAGUUCACAAAAAUGCCGUCGGAAUCUAAGCCUUUGUUGACAGCCCAAACAGAAAAACCAAAUCAUUAUAAAUAUCUGAAGGAAUUCCGAGUAGAGCAGUGCCCGUCGUUCCUACAACACAAAUGUACACAACAUAGGCCUUUCACAUGUUUUCAUUGGCAUUUUAAUAAUCAAAGAAGACGAAGGCCCGUCCGGAAGAGGGAUGGCACGUUUAACUAUAGCGCGGAUAACUAUUGUACCAAAUAUAACGAGACAUCGGGAAUAUGCGAAGAUGGGGACGAGUGCCCUUACCUACAUCGUACAGCAGGCGACACAGAACGACGAUAUCACCUCCGUUACUAUAAAACUUGUAUGUGUGUUCACGAUACUGAUGCUAGAGGGCUAUGCACUAAGAACGGGGCUCACUGCGCCUUCGCGCACGGAGCCCCGGACCUGCGCCCUCCCGUGCUGGACAUGAGGGAACUGCAGGCGCUGGACAACCCGGACGGCACUGAUGGGGAUGUGGCCGCACCAAAUGCAUUAGAUAGGGAAAGGAAUUUAAUGAAUGAAGACCCUAAGUGGCAAGAUACGAAUUAUGUAUUAUCAUCAUAUAAAACUGAGCCCUGUAAAAGACCACCUAGGUUAUGUAGACAAGGUUAUGCCUGCCCUCAAUAUCACAAUAGUAAAGACAAGCGGCGCUCGCCGCGCAAGUACAAGUACCGCAGCACGCCGUGCCCCAACGUGAAGCACGGCGAGGAGUGGGGCGAGCCCUCCAACUGCGAGGCGGGCGACGGUUGCGGCUACUGCCACACGCGCACCGAGCAGCAGUUCCACCCCGAGAUCUACAAGAGCACCAAGUGCAACGACGUGCAGCAGGCCGGCUACUGCCCGCGCGGCCUGUUCUGCGCCUUCGCGCACGUGGAGCCCGACCCCGAGCGCGAGCCCGAGCCGCUCGCCGAGCUGCUCGGCGCGCUGCCCGCCAACGGCUCGGGCGACGGCUCCGAGUGCGCGUCCACGUCGUCGGGCGGCUCCAGCGCCGGCAAGCCGCCCGCCGCCGCCUGGCCGCCGCGCGCGCCCUUCGACGCGGCCGUGCUGCACGAGGUGGUGGGCAACGCGCUGGACGACGCGCUGGACGACCCGCUGCACCUCGUGGCGGCGCUGGACCGCGAGCUGCGCGACGACGCGCCCGCCGCCUCCGCGCCCGUUAACAUCCCCGCGCGCGCGCUGCGCCCCUUCAGCCCGCCGCCCGCCGGCUCGCCGCUGCCGCCGCUGUUCCGCUACGCGCAGCCCGGCAGCUUCGGCGGCGGCGGCUUCGACUUCGCGGCCUCGCCCGGUGGCAGCGGCGAGCUCGCGCGCCUGCGCGAGGAGGUGGCGGCGUCGCGCCUGGCGGCCGCGCGCUGGGACGAGCGCAUCGCGCAGGCGCGCUCGGCGUGCGAGGCGUGGCAGCGCGAGUCGGACGAGGCGGCGCGCGCGGCCGCGCUGGCCGAGCGGCAGCGCGACGACGCGCUGGCGCACGCGCUGCAGCUCAAGCGCGAGCUGGACGCGGCGCGCGCACCCCGCCGCGAGCUGCGCGGGCUGCCGCUGGGCGCGCUCAAGGCGCUGCAGGCGGCGGCGCGCGCCGAGCUGGAGGAGAUCGAAAAGGUGCUGUACCUGGAGACGGCCACCAAGUGCAUGGUGUGCGAGGAGCAGCCGCGCAGCGUGACGCUGGCGCCCUGCAACCACUACGUGCUGUGCGACGCGUGCGCCGCCACGGCCAGCGAGUGCCCCUACUGCCAGGCCGCGCUGCCCGGCAAGCAGCACCACCACUAGCGCGCCCCGAGGUACACUCGUAACUACACCGUUGUUGUAAACUUGUUCCCCGUAUGUCGGAAGGCCGAGCUCGCGAGAUGAGACGAGCCCCCGACGAUAGCUCUCUACCUGUUCUGGCGCAUCUUUGCGAAACAUC